Penaeus vannamei (Pacific white shrimp) is the source of this 790-nucleotide messenger RNA. Its product is annotated as interleukin enhancer-binding factor 3-like. NCBI's taxonomy places the organism in Eukaryota, Metazoa, Arthropoda, Malacostraca, Decapoda, Penaeidae. The record is from RefSeq and is a predicted model, not a curated record.
CCGACCGCCGUCGCUUCGGCACAGUCGCCUGUGAUUCCCGACGGAUAUGAGGACCCUGGCCAUCGCUGUCGCCCUCGUGGCGUUUGUAGGAGUCAGUGUGAGCGGAGAUCCUGAAGCUGAUGCUGAGCCCAGCCGCUAUGGAGGCGGCUUUGGAGGCCAUGGGGUGGUGUCCUACAGACCCGUGUACAACAGCUACGGCUACGGACGCUGGAAGAGGAGUGCUGAGCCUGUAGCUGAGGCUGAGGCUGAGCCCGAGGCCGAUCCUUCCCGCUUCGGAUACGGGCAUGGCGGCUUUAGUCACGUGUCCUUCAGGCCCGUGUACAACAACUAUGGCUACGGACGCUGGAAGAGAAGUGCUGAGCCUGUAGCUGAGGCUGAGGCUGAGGCCGAGGCCGAUCCUUCCCGCUUCGGAUACGGGCAUGGCGGCUUUAGUCACGUGUCCUUCAGGCCCGUGUACAACAGCUAUGGCUACGGACGCUGGAAGAGGAGUGCUGAGCCUGUAGCUGAGGCUGAGGCUGAGCCCGAGGCCGAUCCUUCCCGCUUCGGAUACGGGCAUGGCGGCUUUAGUCACGUGUCCUUCAGGCCCGUGUACAACAGCUAUGGCUACGGACGCUGGAAGAGGAGUGCUGAGGCUGAGCCCGGAUUCAGCUUCGGUCACGGCUUCGGAGGUCACGGCCGCUUCGGAGGCUACAGGGGCUAUGGAGGCCACGGCGGAAGCUUUGGUGGACAUGGGCGUUUCUACGGCUGAAGGAUUCCUUUUUCCCAAGAUCAAUAAAGCUGAGCAAUUUCA